This is a messenger RNA of Thamnophis sirtalis, 3270 nucleotides long. Lineage: Eukaryota; Metazoa; Chordata; Lepidosauria; Squamata; Natricidae. The record is from RefSeq and is a predicted model, not a curated record.
AAUGUCUUCUCCUUGUUUAGAGAAGAUACAGCAGUUCCUAAGAGGUUGGACUCUGUUACUGGUCGGCCAUGGCAGGCUAAGAAAUAAUGCUUUUUUUGCAUGAUUUUCUGUUUCUGUUCCAGACUGGAGUGAGCAGAAAACCUUCCUUCUGGAAACGGCCUUGCCUUUUCUAGACCAAGGGCUGAUCCCUGGGCCAUCAGCCAAAAAGGUUCAUUCCUGCAUCAAGAGCCACGUCUUCCCCUUUGCCAAUAAAGAAUUUUUUGAGAAGACGGAGGAGCCGCAAUGACUCGGCCACCGAGACACCACGAGAAUGGGGCCUGUUCCUGCCACCCCUCUCCUGUGCAGAGUGUUCACCAGACUCUGGAUGAGAUGGAUUUUGAGAGAGGGAUCUGGAAUCCUGCAUUGAAUGGAGACCUAGAAGGGGUCAAGAGACACAUCCUUAGCCGUGGGAAACCUAAUGAGCCAGACCCUUUUGGAUACACAGCUUUGCACCCCCCUCCAUCGAGCAGCUUACUGUGGCCACACCGCAAUAGCCAAGCUGCUGCUGGGCCACGGAGCUGAUCCAGCUGCCAUGGAUGACGAUGGGAAGACCAGCCUCCAUAAGGUAAGUGAGGAACGGCCUGAAGAGAAAGUCGGCUGUUUUGCAGCACGCACGAGAGGGACAGCCUGGGAGCCUGAACGUUGGCGCUCUGGUCCGGCUGCGCCCUGGUGGGAAUCGGUGGAAAGAGAGAAGCAGAAAGCGGAAGACGAGAAGAAGAAGAAGCUUGAGGCCCUCAAUAAUGCCAGGUUGAAGAUAGACACCCUGGAAGACUUGGCGGCCAUUGUCAAGCAUCACAAGCAGAAGAAGAAAAAGUGUAAGAAAGUGGUCCUCCCCAAACCGCAGGAGCCGGAAAUUAUUGUGAGUAUUCUGGAGGGUUUCUCAAAUGUGCAGAACCUUGAUAGGGCAUCUUCAGCAUGGUUGAGAAGGAGUCAGGCUGCCCUGAAAGAUCCAAGUGUCCAUGAAAUUAGAUCUGGCCUUGAAGGUGAUGGGAACAAUCCUUCACCAACCAGCAAAGAUUCCCAGUGUUUGAUUAAUUGUUUCAAAUGCACAGCCCUGCAUCGAGCCUGUUUGCGGGGACACAAAGAGAUCGUGGACAAGUUGCUGGAAGCAGGGGCCAAAGUCGAGCCAAGAGACAUGCUGGAGGCAACCCCCUUGUUCUGGGCCUGCCGCGGGGGACAUCUGGAAAUCCUCAAGGCGCUGAUCAGCCGUGGAGCCAAGAUUUCUACCCGGGACAAGCUAUGGAGCACACCCCUGCAUGUGGCGGUCCGUACCGGCCACUCUGACUGCGCUGAGCAUCUCAUUGCCUGUGGAGCGAAAAUCAACGCCCAGGAUAAGGAAGGAGAUACACCCAUUCACGAUGCGGUCAGACUAGGACGAUUCCAGGCGGUAAAGACCUUGUUGAUGUACGGGGCAAAUCUUAACAUCCAGAAUGAGGAGGCAGUCACUCCCGUAGACCUGGUGAAGGACUGGCAGACGGGGAUCCGGGAGACGCUUCAAAUGUGCGCCAACCGGCAGCAAGGCCUAACCAGGAGCUGCUGAAUGUGUGUGGUGGUGGUGGUGGGGGCUACCUUGAAUAAUCGGGUGUUGACUCUAUAAGCUGGCAGCCCCCCUUUUUUUCCACUCCACUACCCUGCGACCAACUCACCAUCCUUGUCCCUCUUUUGCACCAAACUCUGCAUGUCUGCCUUUCCUCUUCAGCAACAGAAAUUGUGGGGAGGGGUUUCUUGCAUCCCCAGCUGAUACGGGGGGAGCCAGAUGGGCUCUAAGGACCUCCUGCAGCUUUUUCUCUCUCAAGAGACUUUUUGUGAGCAAAGCUGGUCAGGGGACGGGCCUUUGCAUGCCUGCAUUCCUCCAGACUACCCACAGAGGGCAGCCUGGUGGGGCUUUGAGCAAGGCGAGUCUCCAAGCAGCUCUGCCUUCCAGCCUCCAAACUCCAGGGGGCUUAAGCAUCCCAGGAGCCUGGGGGCUGCAAGGAGAAAGGCCAGAGAUGAGGAUAUGUGAGGCUCCCCUGGCCAACUCCAGAUGGCCAAAACGGGCUGGAUCCAAGGAGCUAGCAGUGAGGGAUGUCAGUUUUAAGGGAACUAGCCAAUGGCAGAGAGCCAGGUGCUGCAGCUGGCUCUCUGCUCCAAGGGUCAGUCCCACUGGCCCAACUGCUCCCUGGAUCUGUGGAGGAGCAAGCCCGACUUUUAGGGGAAGCUGAGGUCGAGCUGUCGCUUAGGCAGAGGAAGAUAUUUCUCUCUCUGGGCACACUUGAAAAUAUAUAUGCUGAACAAAACUCCGCAUUGGUGACAAGAAAGGCAUCUGGCCAUUCAAACACUCUGCUAGCUCCAUUCACUUGCACGAGGGAUUAGGGGGUCGUUCAAUGAAGAUGAUCUGUCCUCACUUCAAACCACAGUGGUGUUCUCUUGGCAGGCAGCUCUCCUGGAAGGGGCAUCUUGUCACAGCCCUCCCUGAUGCUGAGGUUGAGGGCUGGGCGAUGUUCUUCCAGAGGUGGAGAGGCCCUCCGGCCACUAGAGGGAGGCCAAGUUGAAAUCCUCUUGAGCUUGUUACCCCAAAUGAUGAAACUCUUCUUGAAUGAGUCAAAUAUCCCCUGGUGAAGAUAACGAGAGGAUCCACCUUCCUUUUUGGUCCCUCUCUUCAGUUGGUGAAGCCACCAGCAGCUGGAAUGAGCCAACCUGCCACGGCCAACUCGCCAUAGGACAACUCGCUUGGGGACAAUUCAAUUUAUUGAAGAUAGCUUUCAGAAAUCAUUUUAAUUUUUGCCAUUCAUAUUUCAUUUUGUCCUUCCUUUGGCAUCCUUUCUUUUAAUGAUCCUAUUCCACUAUUUCAGGGCUCUCAAACUCAAGGCCCAGGGGCCAGAUCCGACCCACGGAUGUGGUUAGAUCUGACCCGUGAGGCUUUCCUGGAAAUAGUGAAGGACUGGCCCCUAGUGCCUGCGCUCCAGCCUAGGUCAGCCGGGUACUGAUCUAAAACUUGGUGCCAACCCAUCUGGGCUGGAAUGCAGUCAGCCUUAAAUCCGUGGGGCCAAACUGACGUCAGUGAGCGGCUGCCACUGUCCCCUGGGGACACAUUGGAGACAAUGGAUCCCCUCAGCCCCACAGGCAUCCCCGACACAACAUCAAGCUGGCCACAACCACCCUGUUGGCUGCAAACACCCGGCCAUGAUCACCCCAUCCAUGCCCCCCACCCCACGGUCAACCACAACCUUGAUGCAGCCCUCAAUGAAAUAG